AAAAGGGAUGGUGCAAGAGAGUGGAAAGAGGAAGAAACCAAACAUUCUGGUAACUGGGACACCUGGGACAGGAAAGACAACCUUGGCAACUGCUCUGGCAGAAGCCACCCUGCUCCGUCAUAUCAAUGUCGGAGAAUUGGUCAAAGAGAAGAACUUGCAUGAUGGUUGGGAUGAUGAACUUGACUGUUAUGUUCUUAAUGAAGACUUGGUCUGUGAUGAACUUGAGGAUGUUAUAAAAGAGGAGGGAAACAUUGUGGACUAUCAUGGCUGUGAUUUCUUUCCUGAGAGAUGGUUUGAUUAUGUGGUGGUACUUCAAACUGAUAACACCAUUUUGUAUGACCGUUUGAGCAGGAGAGGGUAUAAAGAUUCAAAGAUUUCCAACAAUAUUGAAUGUGAAAUAUUUCAAGUUUUGCUUCAGGAGGCUAAAGAAAGUUAUCCAGAAGACAUAGUGGUUGCAAUGACGAGUGAUACUAUUGAAGAUGUUGAUGGAAAUGUUGCAACUCUGACAGAUUGGGUCAGAAGUUGGCCACCGGCGUAGUCAUAACAAAAAACCUUUUACUUCUACAUGCUGUGUUGCUUGAUGAAAAAAUUGAGGAUUUCAAGAUAAUCUGCUACCUGGAUAUGUUGCUAAUUACCUCUUACAAAUUUAGGUGUGGCAUGUACUUUGAGAAGUUUGUUUUGUGGAUUUUAAAUUAGACACUAGUAUAAAACUUUUACCAUGAUUUUUUAUGCUGAAUGCAAUAGUUGAGGGACUUCAAAUCAAGUAGAAACAAGAUGAAAUUGCAAU
Molecule: messenger RNA, 787 nt
Organism: Abrus precatorius (Indian licorice)
Lineage: Eukaryota; Viridiplantae; Streptophyta; Magnoliopsida; Fabales; Fabaceae
Product: adenylate kinase isoenzyme 6 homolog
Exons: 4
Coding region: 8-538 (176 amino acids)
Cellular component (GO): cytoplasm; nucleus
Molecular function (GO): AMP kinase activity; ATP binding; ATP hydrolysis activity
Source: RefSeq, a predicted model, not a curated record